Trypanosoma grayi is the source of this 561-nucleotide messenger RNA. RefSeq names its product ADP-ribosylation factor. Gene Ontology annotation, biological process: protein folding. The transcript has a single exon. Bases 1 to 561 code for a protein of 186 amino acids. Gene Ontology annotation, molecular function: GTP binding; GTPase activity. Gene Ontology annotation, cellular component: cytoplasm; microtubule cytoskeleton. The record is from RefSeq and is a predicted model, not a curated record. Lineage: Eukaryota; Euglenozoa; Kinetoplastea; Trypanosomatida; Trypanosomatidae.
AUGGGAUUGUUGUCCGUUAUUCGCAAGACAAAGCGAAAAGAGCGCGAAAUGCGCAUUCUAAUGCUCGGGCUAGACAAUGCGGGAAAGACGACGUGCGUCAAAAAAUUCUGCGGGAAGGAUACAAGUUCCAUUAGCCCCACACUGGGUUUCCAGAUCACCGCUUUCUCUCUCCACGGCUGUAUUUUAAACAUUUGGGAUGUUGGAGGCCAGCAGUCACUGCGAAGUUACUGGCGAAACUACUUUGAGAGCACUGAUGGCUUGAUCUGGGUAGUGGACAGCAAUGAUGUUGCGCGUCUUGAAGACUGCAGGCGGGAGCUUCACACGCUGCUUCAAGAGGAGCGACUGGCCGGUGCCAACCUCUUGGUUUUUUUAAACAAACAGGACUUACCCACAGCACUUUCCCCUACAGAGAUCGAGCGCCAUCUAGACGUUGAAUCCAUUAGAAGGGGCAAACGGCACGUCCAGCUGUGCGCGUGUAGUGCCAAGACUGGUGGCGGACUGCUAGAUGGGAUGGAGUGGAUCGUGCGGGACGUCUCCAGUAGGAUGUACUUUGCGAGCUGA